This is a messenger RNA of Sphaeramia orbicularis (orbiculate cardinalfish), 1464 nucleotides long. RefSeq names its product microfibril-associated glycoprotein 4-like. The transcript has 7 exons. The coding region runs from base 75 to 911 and encodes 278 amino acids. Gene Ontology annotation, biological process: elastic fiber assembly. The record is from RefSeq and is a predicted model, not a curated record. NCBI's taxonomy places the organism in Eukaryota, Metazoa, Chordata, Actinopteri, Kurtiformes, Apogonidae.
CCAGGUGAAUGUACUGGAUUCUGAUUGGUCGGACCAGUGUGACAUCAGCAGUGCUUCUGCAGAUAUAAGUGGUGAUGUUUGGAGGUUGUGAAGCGUCUUCAGGUGGAGUCCAGAGCAUCGCACACGUCGGGAUUUGCAUCAGAAAUCUGACAAUGAAGGUUCUCCUCCACUUUAAUGGAAGAACAUGUCUGUUCCAGCUGGUUCCAGUGGUCUUCAUCCUCCUGGCCCCAGUGUUGACCUGCUGCAAAGACCUGGUCCAACCAGUGGACUGCAGUGACAUCCAUCAGCAGGACAAAAGUCUGAACAGUGGAGUGUACACCAUCUACCCCCUGGGGGAAAGAUCUGCUGUCCAGGUUUACUGUGACAUGGACACAGAUGGAGGAGGGUGGACGGUGUUCCAGAGGAGGAUGGAUGGAACUGUCAACUUCUACAGGCCCUGGGAUCAGUACAAGAUAGGAUUUGGUGACGCUGCUGGAGAGCACUGGCUGGGUCUCGACGUCCUCCACUACCUGACACGACGACAAACACAUCAGCUGUUGGUUGAAAUGGAAGACUUUACGAGACAGAAAGUGUCGGCUGGUUACUCCCAGUUCUCUGUUGGUAGUGAAUGUCAUGGAUAUAAACUCAGCGUGUCUGGAUUCACUAACGGAGGAGCAGGAGAUUCUCUGAGUCCCCACAAUGGAAAUAAGUUCUCCACUUUUGACAAAGACCAGGAUGUUUGGCACAAAAACUGUGCCAAAAGCUUCCUCGGAGCAUUUUGGUAUGGGGCGUGUCACCGUGCGAACCCCAAUGGGGUUUAUCGCUGGGGGGCUGAUGGUAGUAUCCAUGCUGCUGGAGUGGACUGGUAUCAUUGGAAAGGUUAUGACUACUCCCUGAAGGCCAUCAGUAUGAAGAUCCGUCCUGUGCUGUAGACAACCAGGAUGAUUUCACAGCAGACAUCAGCAGUUUCUUUCUCUGUAAUGUCAGUUUGUUUUUAGACUUGGCUCAGGUUCAGUCUCCAAACACUACGUGGAACUGACUUUUAAACCAUGAUAACAUUUACAGUAGUUCAUCUACUUUGGAUUCAGUGACUUCAUCUGUGUUGUUUCAUGUCUUUGUCUUGUCAGGAAAAUGGGUUCUUUAAUCUGUCAAAACAAACAGAUGCAUAGAGUCUGAUUAAAUGUUCAAAUGAAACUAUUUCCUUGUGAUUGUGUCUGAGUGUGAGUGUGUGUUCAUGAGCAGCUGCUGGUGUAAAGUCUGGAUCAAACAGCUGUUGUUGUAGAGGAAUGAUCAGACAGGAGGAGCUUCCAUCAAAUGACGUGUGGUUGACUGUAACUCUGCUGUAAUGACUAUGUUCCACCACUAGAUGUCUGUGCUGUGUCAGAUCCAUCAGACUGAUCCAAAGCACACAUGAAACCUCAGACUGUAACUUAAUCUUUGAAUCUUUAUCUUUUGUGCGAUGACAAUAAACUCUGAACAUGAGGA